AGCAAGCAAGCAGGCGGGCGCAAAAGCUUGCUGAUUGCUGCGCGGAGCAACCGGUUGCACGUAAAGACGUACUCCGUGGACCACUGCCAAGGCAGCACUUGCUGCCGCGACCGCGCUCCGCCGCUCGUGCUGUGCCCACAAGGUAACCCUACCACUCACUGCCAAGCAGCACUCGCUGGCCGCGCGUCGCCGCACGCCGUCGCCGCGACACGCCGAGCAGUCGCCGCGACCGCUAAGGCAAUAUGUCCACGGGCCUCGGCCUCAACAUCAUCAAGACCCUCGACCGCGCCGCCAAAGAUAGGUUGUACGGCGCCACCAAUGAAGAGGACGCCGUGAGCGCUGGAAAUGAAUGGACGGUCAAAGCCGUCUUCGGCAUGCUCGCUCCGCUCGAACAGCAGAUCGUACUGAGGUUAUUAGUGUGCGGCGAGGCGGGCGUCGACAUCACGUUGGCGCGGAACUGGGUUACGGUGAGCGGUUCGUUCGCUAGAGCGGUGGCGGUCCUUGAGUCAUUGAGGAUCGUGGAGGCUCUGGAUGGUGCUAAAAAGCUAAGAAUCCCGACGGCAUUUAGUACGAAUCUCGGGAAGGCCUUGGCGGGCAAUACCGAGGAGCCCUGGAGGUUGCAAGGUAUUACGAACGACAAGAAACCCCCUACUCUAGACCAGCUCGACCAGUGGACGCGGUGGCGGUGGACCAAUGUUUUACUGUUCCUAACAGGAGAAGAUCUGGACGAGACGGCGAUCCCGCCGCAAUGUGCCCAGGACUUUUUGAAAGGUGCUCAAUUAAUGACUCCUAUCGAAGGCGGUAUGUUGGAAAUUACGGGUCGAGGUGUGGACUUUCUGCUGAAACCGCGAGCGGAGCAGGUCUGGGUGCUGGUCGACGAGUAUUUGGCGAAUCACGCUCCACAAAAUGAUCGGGGCGACGUCGUGGCUUUGAUUUUAUCUUUAGCAUACACGACUGUUGGUCGAUCUUACGCUAUCGCUGAAUUAAGUGACCCGCAGCAGCGGGCUCUUGAAGUGUUGUUUGCUCUCGGUCUCAUAUUCAGGAGGAAGGAGACCUCCUCAAGAUUCUACCCGACGUCGAUAGGCGCGGGCGUCGCGUUCGGCUCGGACGAAAAGGCCGACACGGGCGGCGUGUCCAUCCUCGUGCAGACGAAUUUUCAAGUGGUGGCCUACACGGACGCGACGCAAGCUUCCGCUUCGUUGGUCCUGAACACGCUGGGGUUGUUUUGCGAGAUCAAGGUGCGGCUGCCCAACGUCGUCGUGGGCGCCAUCACGCGCGACAUCGUCAAGAACUGCAUCACGCAGCGCCAGAUUCGUUGUGGUCAGAUUCUGAAAUUCCUCGAAACGCACGCGCACCCGCUGACGGCGAAGAAUCAAUCUCCGAUCCCGCCGAACGUGCGCGACCAGAUCAUCCUGUGGGCCGGCGAGGACCAGCGCGUGGCGUUCCGGCAAGGAUGGUUGUUAGAAUGUAGAACGGACGACGGCUUCCAUGCUGCUGUGAAGGCGGCGAAAACUGUUCACUGGCGGAGUGUAGGUAGGCGACGGUUGUUUGUGGACGACGCGGACCGGGAGCGGUGCCUCGUCGCCGCUGCGGAAAGUGGCGGGGCGAUGGAUGUGGGGUAAAUUUAGUACGUUA
Messenger RNA from Pelagomonas calceolata, 1635 nucleotides. NCBI's taxonomy places the organism in Eukaryota, Pelagophyceae, Pelagomonadales, Pelagomonadaceae. The record is from the annotation of a GenBank genome assembly.